Messenger RNA from Pelobates cultripes (western spadefoot toad), 187 nucleotides. NCBI's taxonomy places the organism in Eukaryota, Metazoa, Chordata, Amphibia, Anura, Pelobatidae. The record is from the annotation of a GenBank genome assembly.
CACAAAGCGUAAGUCAGUGCCUCAUACUCAUAGCAAUGCUUUUGGUUCAAUACUUCUCUGUGAGAAACACUACUCACAGUUCAACAAUUGCCAUGCAGUGUCGUGUCUUACAAUUCUUUGUGAGAUGCAUUGGAAUGAAGAGGAGAUUAUUACUAGUUAUGAUUUCCUGAGGUGGAAUGGAUUAGAG